Anopheles moucheti is the source of this 1129-nucleotide messenger RNA. Its product is annotated as mpv17-like protein 2. Gene Ontology annotation, cellular component: membrane; cytoplasm. Lineage: Eukaryota; Metazoa; Arthropoda; Insecta; Diptera; Culicidae. The transcript has 2 exons. Bases 195 to 806 code for a protein of 203 amino acids. Gene Ontology annotation, biological process: mitochondrial ribosome assembly. The record is from RefSeq and is a predicted model, not a curated record.
ACCCUGCUAAACCAAACUUUGUGCAUUCUACAGUUGCAAAACUAACGUAUCUUUCGCGUAUAGUAGUGGUUAUCUCUCGCAAAUACAGCAUAUAAAACAGAGCCAGGAUUUUUCAACCGAAAUAACGAUUUUUCGUGACCCUUUUCCCAAGCAGCUGUAAACCUUUUAAACCGGGUAGAGCCAAGAAUCCUGGAAUGAGGCGAGUCUGGAAGCUAUUGUUCGGACGAUAUCUACUGGUAACAAAUACGGUUAGUUCCGGUGUGUUGAUGUUGGCCGGCGAUGUGGCGGCACAAGAAAUUGAAAGCAGGCUGGAAAACAAACAAAAGUCCACAGUCCAAAAGUCGUCGGGGUACGAUAUGCAGCGGAUGUUCAAUAUGACAUUGGUUGGGCUGUCCCAAGGUCCAUUGCAUCAUUAUCUGUACAAAUGGAUGGAUGUAUUACUUCCCGGUGCUUCGGUUCGAACGGUGUUCAAAAAAAUCGCCAUCGACCAAUUUGCAAUAUCUCCCAUCUUCAUCAUUACGUACCUCUACAGUGCCGGUUUACUGGAAGGUUCAACCGUGACUGAAUGUACCACCGAAUUGCAGCAGAAGUACUGGACUAUCUAUACAGCAGACUGGCUCGUGUGGCCUCCGACGCAAUUCAUAAACUUCUACUUAAUCAGUCCAAAAUACCGUGUGCUGUAUAUCAAUGCAAUUACCAUGUUGUAUAAUGUGUUUCUUUGCUACAUCAAGCAUAAUGACGAUCUCGUUACGCAGCUAACGGGGAAAGCACGCAAACAGGGCGAACCUUCGGAUGCCUCAUCGUGAUAUUGACAAUUGAAUCUUUAGUUCGAAAAUCUAACAAACAACCACACUCCGAUGUUUAUGGUUAGCGAAAGUUUCACUUUUGUUUUGUAUUUUUAACGGACUUCGAUUACUAUUCUUCGUUGGUUCGCGAUAGUGUACUUAAUACUUUCUGUUGUAUUUUGAAACAUUUGUUAUUCUAUAAGCACCCGCCUAGUCUCCCAUCGUUUGUUGAAUAGUUACUAGUUAAUUACUGAUUUGUCGUUUAAAGAUGGAAGCUGCUGGAUAAUAUAUUAUUGCUUUACCAGGGUUGUGCCCGACUAAACCGAAAUCUAUACGUAGCUGAA